AUGGUCCUUGCCCAUGGCGGACAGGACAAGCUCACGUUUUGGACAUCGUCGAACGCAAAGUCCUGGACAUGGAAGAGCGACCUCUCUGCUGGCCAUAUCGAGGGUCUACCCUCUGGAAUUACUGGGUGGGAAGUGCCUGAUAUGUUCGAGCUCCCUAUUCAGGGCACCAACGCGACCACCUGGGUGUUGAUUAUAACCCCUGCAAACGGAUCUCCCGCUGGUGGUAAUGGUGUUUUAGCCCUGACAGGUUCAUUUGACGGAUCAGCAUUCAAACCUGAGCCUGUCGAUCCUUCUACCCUUUGGCUUGACUACGGUCGCGAUUUCGACGGUGCCUUGAGUUGGGAAAAUGUCCCUGCUGCAGAUGGGCGACGGAUCCUUGCCUCUGUUAUGAACAGCUACGGCGCAAGCCCACCGACCAAUACCUGGAAAGGGGUGCUGAGUUUCCCUCGGACAAUUACCCUGAAGGAAACCGACUCCAAACGAUACUUCCUCCAGCAGCCUGUCACUGAACUCGCCCUCGUUGGUUCCCCGCUGGCCACAAUCCAGAAUCGAACGAUUACCACCGGCCAAACGUUGCUGUCUUCCAUCCACGGAACCGCGUUAGAUAUCAAACUUACCUUUUCUAUUAACGCAGGCGCCAAACUCUCGCUAGCAGUGCGUAAGGCCGCGUCAGAAAAGACAAUCAUUCAGUAUGACCAGACAAACUCGUCAAUAUCUGUUGAUCGAACGACGAGUGGAGACAUCUCCUAUGACCCCGCUGCAGGUGGGGUCCACAGUGCUUCCCUAAAACCAGAUGGUUCCGGGGUUAUUCAUCUCCGCGUCCUAGUCGACACUUGCUCGGUGGAGGUGUUUGGCGGAGAAGGAGAAGUUGUGAUUUCAGACUUGAUUUUUCCUAGCGAGACCUCUGAUGGGCUGUCCUUGGAAGUCACUGGGGGAUCGGCCAAUUUGCACUCUGUCGAAGUGCGCGGCAUUUCGCUCAACUAA
Penicillium argentinense is the source of this 984-nucleotide messenger RNA. RefSeq names its product glycoside hydrolase family 32 protein. The coding region runs from base 1 to 984 and encodes 327 amino acids. The record is from RefSeq and is a predicted model, not a curated record. The transcript has a single exon. Lineage: Eukaryota; Fungi; Ascomycota; Eurotiomycetes; Eurotiales; Aspergillaceae. Gene Ontology annotation, biological process: sucrose catabolic process. Gene Ontology annotation, molecular function: sucrose alpha-glucosidase activity.